CGCGAGCUCACCGCCGCCGUAGUGUCAGUUAGCGGCUGCGAAAUAGAACGCCGGCGGGAUUGCGCAGGAGUCGCAACACCACUAACGAAAUAACUCAAUCGCCGGGUCCUCAAAGGCUUCGGCCUUCGUGGACGCGCGCGGCUUCCGAAAAGGAACGGAUGAAAUAUCGGCGCGGCCCUGGCUCGCGGCGCACGGCGCCUUAAUUAAUUAAAUUCCGUAAAUUAGUCGAGUUGUGCACGGGGAAAAAAGGUGUGUCGCGAGACCGCGCGGCUGCGAAGGCGAGUCCUUGAGGCGUGGAAUCCUUUCAAUGAAAUUAAAUAAAAAAAAUUAAUUAGAUCGCGUCGGAACAAAUUAAAUGGGACGGGGUGGAAUGAGAUGGGUUUUAAUUGAAGUGAGCCGCGUCGAAUUGUGUCACACUGUGUGCGUCACGUUAAAGGAGAGAAUGGGGUCGAGAGAAUCGAGAAAUGGAAGAACCCCCUUCGUUCGUUAUGCAUGUGCGAAGCUAGAUAAACGCGUGCACAGAAUGUAUGUAUAUGUGUCAGAUUUAAUCUUGUGAUGGUAAUUAACGGUGAGGAGACUGCCAUCAAGAUAGCUCUCUCUGAGGGAUAGCGCCGAGAUAACUCUUCGUUGUCUUCGAGCCUUUAGUCAGGGCUCGAUCGAUCGGUCGAGGUUUGCAACGAUCUUGCUCUUCGCUCGCGAAAGGCGAGCUCUGAGCUGCCGUGUCGUUAACAGUUGGGAAAAUCGCGCGAGUCUGUCGACCCAGUUGCGGAAUAAUAUCGCAGCCGGCAUCUGAUUGUAAAUGCGACGCGGGGGAGAGGAGCGGAGAGUAAUUGCGACCGCCGCGCUGCAGACGAUGACCGGAAGUCGAUCCGCGAUCGGAGAUCACCGCCGUGGAGUCCUUUCACUGACGGGACCUUUUAUCAGUGGCCUUGAUGCUCGCUGUUUAUAACGCCCGCGAUUUGGCUCGCGAAAAGCCAAAGGUCGCCGACGAGGAAGAAGAGUAUAAAACUCAACGGACGCUCAGGGCAAGGUCCUCGGCAAUGUCAAGUGUGUCUCACCUGGCUUCGCCGUUUUAAAACAAGAAUCGUCAGACGUUAUAGAGUCUGAAAAAGAAAAAAAGAAGCGCGUUUAUAGUUAAAAAGAAAAAUCGUUAUUACAACAACACUGAAGAACUCAAAACUCAGCGGAUAUUCUCAGCAAGUCGGGUGUAUUUCUUUUGGAUUUUUAAUUUUUAAAAAUAAGACGAAGUCAUCAGACAUUACAGGAUUUAGAGUAGAAAAAGAGAAGGGUGUUUUUAACUAAGAAAAUAACAAAGGCAAAAAUAAUCGCUUUGCGACGACACCGGAAUUUGCAAGUCGAAGUAAUCCUCAGGCUUCAACCUGCAACAACCGUUCUGUUUCUAUUCUUUUUUCAGAAUUUAAAGACCAAUCUUUCAGUUUUCUUCUUGCACGAUUGAUCGCAAUUCCAACGAGGACGACGCUGCAAACCGCACAGCAGAUGCAACCGAAACGUUGUAAGCAGCACGUCACGCAAUGUAAACGCGAGGUCGCUGCCAAGGUCAUCAAGUGCACCACCAACCACCACCACCACCACCAUCGCCACCACCACCGCCAACCACGAGCCGGGGGUGUCAGGCUGGAUCGUCGGCGUCGGGGAUCGCGAUAUCCCUCGCAGUGGUCAGCCGCCGAUCGUCGCGAGGUAGUCCUGACCGCGGUCGUCGCUGUCCGACGCAGGUUAAACUUUCGUGGUGGGGUGGAUGGCCGACGGUGGCGGCAGUAGCGGCAGCGGUGGCGACGGUGGCAGCGACGGGUGGCUCGCGGAUUGCCCGUGGCAGAGCCUGGCAGCCGGGGGAUGCAGCGUCCCGGCGGCGAAAGGACCUCUUACAUCAGCCUGUGGCGCGAGUUUCUCGUCUUCAACUCGGCCACCAAGAGGUUCGGCUUAAAUCGUCGCCCGAAGAAGCCUAGCGGGAUGAACGUGUCCACGGUGUUCCCCGAAGGAUACGUGGAAAAUGAGCGAGCGCAGCGUCAUGCAUCGGCGAUGACGGUGAAGGAGGAGGGGGAAUACGAUCUGGAAAAAUAUCGCCGCGUGAAGGAGUUCGUCGGCCUGGAGGAGGUCACCAAACUGGACUUUCUGGUGAUGCUGUUCGCCGAGACCCUGGGCACAUUCCUGCUAGUCCUCAUAGGAUGCGCCUCCUGCAUCACGUGGGUGGCUGCGACGCCGCCGACUGUCCUGCACAUCGCCUUCACCUUCGGCCUCGCGGUAGCGAGCUUGGCGCAGGCUUUGGGUCCGAUCUCCGGCUGUCACGUAAAUCCGGCUGUGUCGUUUGGUCUGCUGGUCAGCGGAAACUGCACAUUUCUCAAAGCCAUUAGUUACAUGGUGUGCCAAUGUUGCGGCGCCAUCGCAGGCUCCGCGGUCCUCAAGUUGAUAAUGCCAGCAGCGCAAACAUCAUACGGCCUAGGCGCUACAAUGCUGGGGCCCGGCGUGACGAUCGUCCAGGGUAUCGUAAUGGAAGCGAUUAUCACGUUCCUACUGGUGCUGGUGGUGCACGCGGUCACAGACCCGAAGCGCACCGACACGAGAGGCUGGGCCCCGCUGGCGAUCGGUCUGACGAUCUCGGCGGCCCACAUGGCGGCGGUGCCGUUCACGGGCAGCAGCAUGAACCCAGCGAGAACUCUGGGUCCCGCCGUGAUCGACGGCCAGUUCAGAAACGUCUGGAUCUACUGGGUGGGUCCGAUCGCCGGCGGCUGUACGGCUGGUGGCGUCUACAGGAUGGGUCUGAGGUCCAACAAGGAAGACGACGAGGCCUCGUACGACUUCUGAGGAUAACAUAUGACUCGCAGGGAUGAAAUCCACACGCGAAAGACGAAACGAGAAGAAGAGUCUCUCUUUCCUAUCUUCUUAAUCAAGAAAUUAUAAAUUAGAAGUAUUUUUCUGAAACGCAGACAAAAGAAAGACUUUGGUUAUCAUGAUCGGCGCGAUCGUCAUAAUUCGAUCGCGUCGAUCAAACUCUAUCGAUGUUAGUCGAGGUGAUGUGUAAAUUUUACGUCCGUUAUUUUGUACGUCGCCUUUCUCUGAGUUUUGUAUAUAUUGUACCUAAAGUAGCUCGUAGCGAGAUCGAAUGUAUUAUCUAGCAAUUUAGUCUAAAACUUAAUAAGUAGCUUACAGUGCACCUCGCGUGCAAAUGAUACAAAUGAAGGCAUUAACAAAUAUACUUAUUUUUUGUCAUCAGUA
Molecule: messenger RNA, 3231 nt
Organism: Odontomachus brunneus
Lineage: Eukaryota; Metazoa; Arthropoda; Insecta; Hymenoptera; Formicidae
Product: aquaporin AQPAn.G-like
Exons: 5
Coding region: 1852-2820 (322 amino acids)
Biological process (GO): transmembrane transport
Cellular component (GO): plasma membrane
Molecular function (GO): water channel activity
Source: RefSeq, a predicted model, not a curated record